Molecule: messenger RNA, 1944 nt
Organism: Ostrinia nubilalis (European corn borer)
Lineage: Eukaryota; Metazoa; Arthropoda; Insecta; Lepidoptera; Crambidae
Gene: Pis
Product: CDP-diacylglycerol--inositol 3-phosphatidyltransferase
Exons: 4
Coding region: 99-761 (220 amino acids)
Biological process (GO): phosphatidylinositol biosynthetic process
Cellular component (GO): membrane; Golgi apparatus
Molecular function (GO): CDP-diacylglycerol-inositol 3-phosphatidyltransferase activity
Source: RefSeq, a predicted model, not a curated record
AAAAAAUAAACAUUUAUUGAUUUUCCAAAAGGAGAACCGCAGCGCAGAUUCCUGUUUUGCGAAAAUAAUAAUUUACGGAUUAAAAACUCUCUACGAAAAUGACUGAAACAAAGGAAAACAUUUUCUUAUUUGUUCCCAACAUUAUUGGGUUCGCCAGGGUUAUUCUUCUUAUUAUAUCGCUGUAUUAUAUGCCGACACACUGCAUUGUAGCUUGUACUUGCUACGUUACUUCUGCAUUACUUGAUGCCUUUGAUGGUCAUGCAGCCAGACUCUUCAAUCAAAGUACAAAAUUCGGUGCUAUGUUGGACCAGCUUACGGACCGCGCCGGCACAAGCUGCCUCAUGAUGACCCUCGCGACCUUCUACCCGCAGUACACCUUCUGGUUCCAACUGUCCAUGGCCAUAGACAUCACCGGCCACUGGCUGUAUCUCCACACCACAACCCUGCAGGGGAAGACGUCCCACAAGUUCAUAGACAUGUCGGGAAACCCUAUCAUGCGCCUCUACUACAUGAACAAAACCGUUCUGUUCUGCAUGUGCGCCGGAAAUGAAGCAUUUUAUGCGGCUCUGUAUGUGAUGUACUUCUAUACUGGACCCACAGUGUUGGGCAUGGGGCUGUUUAAGCUGAUUGCGCUCGUGAGCAUGCCUGUCGCCGUCGUCAAGACUGGCAUCACGAUACUGCACAUGGGCGUCGCUUCCCUGAACCUGGCCACAAUCGACGUCAAUGAGCGAGCUGAAAUCGCUGCCAAACAAACCAAUUAAGGGAUUUAACAAACCUCGAUGAUAUCUCUGCUGCAGAUAUUACCCAGACUUCCAAUUUACCCCAGUGAUCUUAUUCCACAAAUUAUUUCGUUAUAUUUGGCUCUAAAUAACUGUCACUUCGGGGUGCUAGCAUGAGUAAGAAAGAUGGAUAAUAAAGCCGAUACAUUGUUUUGAAGUUAUAACUGAUAUUACAUCACAUUAAGAUUUGACAAGGACUGGGGAUAUCUAAAUAAUCAGACAUGUUUGGUACAACAAAGGCACUAGUGGGUAACUUUACAAAAUGAUGCGCCUUUAUUUUACCAAGCAUGCGGUUGUUGAACUGAAGAUUAGCAAGAUCUACCAUUAUUAUAGUGGCCAAAUAUUAUUAUUUUUGUACAAAUUGUGCUAAAGCAUAAAGUAUUACAGCCUUAUUCCAAGAUAUAAAUCUACUUGCAUUUAAGUUAACCAUUGUGUUUAAAAAAAUCAUAGAUUUUUUAAAUUUUUUACCACUGUUGUAUGUGAUUUGUUACCAGUCGCUUAUUAUUUGUUGUAUAUUUUAUGUAUGUAUUUAUUUAUACUAUAUCUAAGAUAUUACGUAGUCGGUGUUUAGUGAUUGGUGUUGUUAUUGUUAUUUUAAAUUUAAUUAAUGCAAUAAUAAGUAUUAUUAUAGUUUAUAUUGAAGAGGGAUUGAAAUUUUAUAAUAUAGGGUGACUCAGAAAACAUAACAUUCAGAAGUUUUGAAUCAAAGAACAAUAGUAUUUUAAGAAAACUAGAAGUCAUAAAAUAUAUCGGUCAUUAUAGUGACUAUAUCUCAGCAAUAGUCUACUUUCUGAGACACUUUCUACACGAAAUACGAGGUAUGGGUAAAGGAAUGUGUAAUACUCGAAUAAAUUAACUAAAAAAAAAAUCUUAGCUUCCUCAUAGUAAGUUGUGUUUACAUAGGACUUGAUAGGUGACCAACUAGACUUGGAACUGUUCAAUUAUUGUAUGUUGUGUUGGAAUAAUAGUUGGGGAUUACUCUGUUGUUAGUGUUUAAGUAUUUCCAAAGAAUUUGAAAGAACAAUCAAAUACAAUAAGGAUAAGUGACUAACAUCUUGUGAAGUGUCAUGGCCUCUAUUUUUAAAUAUGUACCUAGAAAUAAAUAUUUAUAAUUAUGUUGAUCUAUGUGAUUGUGUUUAAUGGUAAUAAAUUACUUUUAAAGUCA